AUGGCUAUUGAUAUGAAUACAGGAGAUAUUCUCCUUCCAGCAUUGUCCCUAACUCAAGGUACUUCGACAUGGCAAGAUCGAGAAUCUGGUCAGAUAUUUCUAAUAUCUAAUGAAGUUAUAAUCACCAAUCCGCCAGCCAAUGAUAAUAAUGUUAGUAUAAAUAUUUUUCCGACAGAAAAUGAUUUAGUACAAGUGUGGUUGAAUAAUUACAAAAUUGGUCAGUGGUCUGGUGGAGAAUUUGCACGAAGAAAGGAUGUAUCAGAUGUUUACGAUAAAUUUUUUAAAGAUGGUCAAGCAACAGCAAUUUCACAAGAGUACAAAGUACUGUACACGAUAUCAAUGAAAUCAGCAAAUAAUUCAAAAGCUCUUGUUCUAAAUGAAUAUGCUCGAGCUGCUAUUGCUGCAUUGACAAUAAAUUACGAUGAUAUAUUAUAUAACAAUUUUAUAGACGCUUCGGGAACACAUAUUACUGUAUCGAACAAAGUUGGUGGUAUGAUAGAACAACAAGUUAUCUUCAAAAAUUGUAUGAUAAAUACUACUAAUCUUACAGAUGGAAUUAAACAAUCUGCUUUGGAAAGAAAUCUAAAACGAGAACUAUUAUCACGACAACCAUGUAUUGAUCAUUUCUAUUGGCUUCGUCGUAGGAAACUUCUAGAUCAUCGUAUUGGUGGUAAUGUUUUGUUAGUAAAUAACACUGACGAAUGGAAGAAAACGAUAGUUUUGAAUCCAGCUUUAUUAUCAAUCUCAAAAUAUAUUCCAUGGUAUGAUGUAGUUACAAAUACAAAUAUUCAAAAUAAUUUACGACGAGCAAUAGAAAAUCGUAUCACUUUAAUAAAUACUAUUCGUCAAGAACAAGUACGAAAGAUUCAAGAAGAACGAGCUAAUAUGUCAUUGUCAGCACAAGUAGUAUAUGGCUAUUUGAUGAGAGAGAAAGUCAAUGGUACAACAACUCCAUUAGGUCCGAACACCAAAGGCAAAGAUUGGAUGGAAAUUAAGCAAUAUUCGUUUAGUGAAAAUAUGGCAUUAGCUAGUUCUCAAGAAUGUCCAACGGGCAUCGAAUCCAACUUACAGCUGGCUCUAUCAUGCAGUGCUGGAGAGAGAAAAAUGGGAGCUUGUGCAAUAAAAAUUACUAACAGCGAUGGAAUGGAUACUGUAGAAGUAACUAGGGAAGUUCCUAUCGCUUAUGAGCGAAAUCAUACAACAGGUAGUUUCCGUAUUGUUGCUCGUCGACAAUAUGGUAAAAUGGUUUACGACUAUGAUGUUGAAGGUAAUUGGGUAGAUGUCGGAUGCUCUGAGAUCAAUAAUAAAUGUCUCAAUUAUUCAACAGCAUAUAACACGACUGCUGAUAUCAAGACCGUCUAUCUUUGUUCUGGUUGCGAUGUAAGAUGUACUGAUGCCGAGAAAAAACAAUGUAGUUGUUAUUGUCCGAUUUACAAACGAGAUCCCGAUGAUGUGUUUGAGCCAUAUUGCGGUCGAUCAGAUUAG
Rotaria sp. Silwood1 is the source of this 1485-nucleotide messenger RNA. The record is from the annotation of a GenBank genome assembly. Lineage: Eukaryota; Metazoa; Rotifera; Eurotatoria; Philodinida; Philodinidae.